Thalassophryne amazonica is the source of this 3122-nucleotide messenger RNA. Its product is annotated as alpha-tectorin-like. Gene Ontology annotation, molecular function: protein binding. Lineage: Eukaryota; Metazoa; Chordata; Actinopteri; Batrachoidiformes; Batrachoididae. The record is from RefSeq and is a predicted model, not a curated record. Bases 29 to 3004 code for a protein of 991 amino acids. The transcript has 13 exons.
UAAGGAGCGUUUAUGUCUGCCUCUCAAGAUGGGCCUGGGAAAGGUGAACAUCUACACAUUAGGCAUGCAGCUCAUUUUGGAGACGGAUUUUGGCCUGAAGUUGGCUUUUGACUGGAACACUUACCUCCUUGUGACUUUGCCCCGAAGCCUCUACAACAUGUCCUGUGGCCUGUGCCAGGGCAUGCCCACAGCCAGCACCCUCACCACCACGGACUGGAGCAUGGCCUGGGCAGACAGGGACACUUUCUGUCAGGUGGGCUGCGGAGACUCUUGCCCGCGAUGUGGCCUGGGAGACAAAAGUGUGCUCACUGACGCCUCUCUGACCCUGGCUGAUGGCGGUAUGAACACCGGUGCUGCUGAUGGCGUCAGUGAAGUCAACACAGGCAUACGCUUCCACAUUGGAAAUGGUCUUUAUGUGUUUGUUGAGCCUGAGGCUGUCAGGCUGUGUGGGCUUAUAACUGACAGAGGAGGUGUGUUUGCCCGCUGCCACAGCAAGGUGGCGCCAGCAUUCUUCUAUCAAAGCUGCUUGCAGGACACUUGUUUGGACCAGGGAGCUCAGGAGACCAUAUGUAACUGGCUGCAGAUCUAUGCCAGCACAUGUCUAAUUCAAGGUGUGACAGUUUCUGGCUGGAGGAGUGAGACACCGUGUGUCUACAGCUGUCCACCGAACAGCCAUUACUCCAGCUGCGUGCCAGCCUGCCCGCCACAGUGUGCCCCCGCCCGAGGUCAAAGGGAUUGCAGCCAGGACUGUGUGGAGGGCUGUCAGUGUGACCAGGGCUACGUCCUCAACGGCAAGAACUGCAUCUUACCUCAAAAUUGUGGCUGCUACACGGACGGCAAAUACUACGAGCCCAAACAGCUCUUUUGGAACAUGGACUGCACCAAACGCUGCCAGUGUAUUGGACGAAACCUGAUUCAGUGUGACCCAAGGCGCUGCAAAAGUGAGGAAGAGUGCACUCUGCGCCAUGGAGUCCGAGGCUGCUCUGCGCGUCGCUCCCAACACUGUGUGGCGUCUGGUGGAGGAGUCUUCAAGACGUUUGAUGGAGCCUCACUGCGACUCCCGGCCUCCUGCUCCUUUGUCUUGUCCACAAACUGUCAUAAACUUCCUGACCUCUCCUUCCAGAUCAUUGCAAAUUUUGAUAAGUGGAGCACACCUAACCUGACCACCAUCUCUCAUGUCUACCUGUACAUCAAUGAGGAGAACAUACUCAUAUCUGGCAAUACAGUGAAGGUCAAUGGCACUCCAGUGUCUGUGCCAUUUCUAACAGGGCUGAUGACACGUCUGUUUACAUCUGAAGGUUUCAUUGUCAUUGACACACCCCAGGACAUCCAGGUUCGGUACAAUCGCUUCAACACCCUCAGUAUCACGAUGGGACAGCGGCUACAGAACAAAGUGUGUGGCCUCUGUGGUAAUUUCAACAGUGACCCCAGUGAUGACUACAUCACAUCCAGGGGCAAGCCAGCUGUCAGCGCCCUGGAGCUGACCCAGAGCUGGAAGACUAAUGGUAUGCAGAACAGUUGUGAUGAGACUCAGUACGUGGCGCUGGCCCAGUCCUGUGACAACACUGCAGUGAUGGCCCUGCAAGCUGAAGAUGCCUGCCAGAAGCUCACUCAGCUGAAAGGCUUCUUCCAGCCGUGUCACGGCCUGUUGGAUCCUCACCCCUUCUACCAGUCCUGCUAUCUGGACGGCUGUUACAAUCACCAGAAGGCUCAGGUCUGUGGCUCCCUCGCAGCGUACGCAGAGGCCUGCCGCUCACUGGGAACUCUCACCACCAAGUGGAUCACGCAGGAGAACUGCUCAGAAUGGAUCUAUGACCCCUGUGCAGGAGAGAUUUGUUCAAACUUCACGUCCUGUGAGCUUGAGAAUGGAGGUGACCUUUGUGGGUGUCCAGAAUUACCCACCACCACUGGAGGUGAUGAUGACAUUAUCCAGGCUGAGGUAACCUGUAAACAUGCUCAAAUGGAGGUUUCCAUUUCCAAGUGCAAACUAUUCCAGCUGGGUUUUGAACGGGAGGAUGUGAGGAUCAACGAUGAGCGUUGCUCAGGCAUAGAGGGAGAGGACUUUAUCUCCUUCCACAUCAACAACACUAAGGGACACUGUGGCUCUAUCGUACAGUCGAAUGGCACACACAUUAUGUAUAAGAACACGGUGUGGAUUGAAAGCGUCAACAACACUGGAAACAUCAUCACAAGAGACCGGACCAUUAACGUGGAGUUCUCCUGCGCCUAUGAAUUGGACCUGAAGAUCUCGCUGGAGACGGUCCUCAAACCCAUGCUCAGUGUGAUUAACCUCACGCUUCCAACCCAGGAGGGAAACUUUAUCACCAAGAUGGCUCUGUACAAGAACUCCUCAUACCGUCAUCCAUACAGGGAGGGUGAGGUUGUUCUCAGCACACGGGAUGUCUUAUUUGUAGCUGUCUUUGUGGAAGGAGCCGAUGAAAACCAGCUGAUCCUCAUCGUAAACAUGUGCUGGGCCACACCGUCUCGCUACAGCAGUGACCGACUCCGCUACAUCAUCAUUGAGAGAGGGUGUCCAAACAUCAAAGACAACACCAUUGGCAUGGCAGAGAAUGGAGUGUCUCUUACCUGUCGCUUCCAUGUCACUGUCUUUAAGUUCAUUGGUGAUUAUGAUGAAGUCCAUCUCCACUGUGAUGUUUCCCUCUGUGACUCAGACACUAAUGCAUGCAAAGUGAACUGUCCACACAAGAGAAGAAUGUACUCUGAGGACAUGGACCAUAAACAGCACAUACUGACUGUGGGGCCCAUCAGAAGGCGAGAUUCUGACUGGUGUGAGGAGGACAACGGAGGCUGUGAACAGAUCUGUACCAGUAAGGGUGACGGUCCUAUCUGUAGCUGUGUCACCGGGACGCUUCAACAAGACGGAAGAAGUUGUCGGGAUGUGAGCUCCAGCUGCAGCCUGACACCGCUGGUUCUUCUGCUGAAUCUCAGUGUGGGCGUGUCCACGCUGCUGACCCGUGUUCACUCCCCUCUCCUCCUCUCCUAACGUACUGUGAGCAAACAAAGACUUCAAACACAAAUGGAUACUGGAACAGACGCACCACGUCUCAGCGUUAUUAGUUAGUGUAGUCUAAUGAGCUUAGAUAGUGAUGACCGUGCUGGAG